CCCUAUUAUAAUUUUGCCCAACCCACCAUAUUUUGCAGCUUCUAUUACCUCUGGUGUCUAAACCAGUGGCAUUAUUCUCUCGAUUCUUCCCAUUAUUAUUCAAUGGGGUCAAUGCUAGGCGAUUGGCCUUCUUUUGACCCUCACAAUUUCAGCCAACUUCGCCCUUCUGAUCCCUCCACCCCUUCUAGAAUGACACCUGUGACUUAUCGCCCUACUCAUGAUAGGACUCUUCCACCACCAAAUCAAGUUAUUAGUUCUGAAGCCAAAAAUAUACUUCUGAGACACUUAGAGCAGCGUGCUGAAGAGAAGUUGAGACCGAAACGUGCUGCGGCUGAAAAUCUGACACCAGAGCAUGGAUCUAAGCAUCUUAAGGCAUCCACCUGAGAUGCUUCUCUUUUUGUGCUACUCUUGGGGCGGGAAGAAGAUGAGAAAACACGAAGUAUGGCAGUUUCAAGCCGGACAGUACACAACUUGGUUUUGAGAGAUGACUUCUAAAUAGGUUGACGUCUUCGGGUUCUCUUCAUAUUUCUGUAAAUAAUGUUGUAAUGGCAGAGAUGCAUGUUGUUGUAAAAUUGAGAAGAGCUUGUUUGCUAAUUGCAUAUAUCAAUGGAGAAAUGUACAUUAUUGAAAUGUUGUUGGAUGAGAUUUCUUGCAUGAGCAUUGAAAAUGUAGCAUAUGGAUUUUUGGUA
Nicotiana attenuata is the source of this 689-nucleotide messenger RNA. RefSeq lists its product as uncharacterized. The transcript has 4 exons. Gene Ontology annotation, cellular component: Cul4-RING E3 ubiquitin ligase complex. The coding region runs from base 103 to 384 and encodes 93 amino acids. Lineage: Eukaryota; Viridiplantae; Streptophyta; Magnoliopsida; Solanales; Solanaceae. The record is from RefSeq and is a predicted model, not a curated record. Gene Ontology annotation, biological process: positive regulation of proteasomal ubiquitin-dependent protein catabolic process.